AUGGCCACAUUCGCAAACAUUUCGAGAGCAUCGAAAAACAUUGCAGAACGAAUAUUGUCUCAUCCAGUGGCUAGAACUCUAUUACCAUACUUACAAAGAGAGCUUGAUCCUGUUGGAGAUCAGGAUAUGUACUACGACCAGCCUGCACGUUUAUAUCUAGCUGAAUGGAUCCGUGAACUUCAGAAAGCUGAUCUAGCGGCUUCUAGGACUGGAGACGCACAACCAACGCCUGGACUUGAAGGUGUUGGAUCAUCUACAGAUGACUCUUCGGAGGAGGAAGAAGAUAGUAUUAGCGAGUCGUCGUGGAUUGCUAUACGACAGUCAACAGAUUUGCCACGUGUACACAUUGCCAAACAACACGUAGAAGGUGUCGUUGUAGAGUCAGAUGCAUGUGUCGUUGAAGGAAUGGAACGUGCCAUAAACUCCCCACUGCUUGAUAUUCAAAACAUUGUAAAGCAACGUCGAGCUACCACGGUUUUGAAUGAUGUUAUUGAUACCAACACGUCGCUGGGCACGUUUGAGAUCUUGAGUACUGAUACCACGCCGCCACCUCCUCAGCCGAAACGAGAAGCUCCUGUUACGAGAAGUGAAUGGAAUGAUUUUAGUAAUGGAAACAUUUCAUCAUCUGCCAUCCGGCGAAGAAUAUUUUCUGGCGGAUGUGUACAGGAGAUACGUAGUGACGCAUGGAAAUUCAUAUUUGGUCUCUUUGCUUGGGACUCGACUAAUGAAGAACGAGAAAGGAUAAUGGAAUCCAGAACAGACGAAUACUUUAGCCUUAAACGACGAUGGAUUGCAUGCCUGUUACAAGAGCAAGAGGAAGAUCCAAUUAAAAGGGACCUCGAUGGUAAACAAACGAUAAAAGAAUCCUUCACACGUAUUGAAAAAGAUGUAAUACGAACAGACAGAAGCCAUCCACUGUUUAACGAAACCAUAGUGAAAUUACCACACCCUACCGAUUAUUCGUCAUACUCACCUAUAGUUAGAUUACGAGACAUACUAAUGACAUAUGCGUCGAUUUCUGGAGAUGGCUACGUUCAAGGGAUGAGUGAUUUGUGCUCGCCUUUCUUACAGGUAUUAGAUCACGAGGUGGAAGCCUACUACUGUUUUCUUGGUUUAAUGAAGAGCAUGAAGGAUAACUUUAGGCAUGAUGGUGCUGGAAUGAGGAUGCAGCUGGAACUAGCUGAAUCACUAGUUUCGGUCGCAGAUGCGCCGUUAUAUUCUCAUUUAUCUCAAUGUGAUUCCAUUAAUAUGUUUUUCGUGUUCCGCUCUCUCUUGAUUGCAUUCAAGAGAGAGUUUGAUUUUAACCAGCUUCUCACAUUGUGGGAGGCCAUCUGGUGUAAUCCUUACUCGAAACAGUUCAACAUCUUUGUCGCCUUUGCGGUAUUGGAAGCUAACCGGGACAGCAUUAUAAGAUAUCUAUUGUCGUUUGACGAGAUACUCAAGUUUGUUAAUUCACUGGCUGGCAAGAUUGACCUUGAUCAAACGCUUGAAACCGCUGAACUAUAUUGUAUCCUACUGCAACAACGUGCUGGAUCGAAGAUGAAUAUUUCCUCGGAAGAAGAUCAAUAUGGCAACCUUUUCGACUUGUCCGAGCUACUGAAACAGCUGAAAUCUAUGUAG
Messenger RNA from Synchytrium microbalum, 1620 nucleotides. RefSeq lists its product as uncharacterized. The record is from RefSeq and is a predicted model, not a curated record. The transcript has 6 exons. Lineage: Eukaryota; Fungi; Chytridiomycota; Chytridiomycetes; Synchytriales; Synchytriaceae. Gene Ontology annotation, molecular function: GTPase activator activity. Bases 1 to 1620 code for a protein of 539 amino acids. Gene Ontology annotation, biological process: activation of GTPase activity.